Populus trichocarpa (black cottonwood) is the source of this 1435-nucleotide messenger RNA. Its product is annotated as mitochondrial import inner membrane translocase subunit PAM16 like 2. NCBI's taxonomy places the organism in Eukaryota, Viridiplantae, Streptophyta, Magnoliopsida, Malpighiales, Salicaceae. The record is from RefSeq and is a predicted model, not a curated record. Gene Ontology annotation, cellular component: TIM23 mitochondrial import inner membrane translocase complex. The transcript has 4 exons. Gene Ontology annotation, biological process: protein import into mitochondrial matrix. Bases 877 to 1188 code for a protein of 103 amino acids.
ACUUUAAGCUAAUACAUUACAAGCCCAAUGUACGUGUCCAGUAGGGUAAUACUCCUCUUAUAGAUAGAAUUGUAUAAUCAGUUUGUAAAUAUAAUAGACAAUUGCACACAUUAACAUCUAGAGAUGUUACCAAACUUUGAUGUCUAUUUUGUGUUCUCUAGUUUAACAUGAUAUCAGAGCUUUAGUAACAAAACGGUCAGGAAUCUAAAUCUCACCACCUUCGUACUAUAUAAAGUUAACUUCUGGUGCAGGGUUUUUUUUUGGUGAGAGAUAGAAGGCUCCCUUAUGGUAACUUCUUGGUAAUUGGCAUGGCACUUUGGAAAUAACUUGAAAAAUAUAGAUGCUUUGAGAUUGAAUCUAUGUGAUAUGUUGCUAAAUGUUUUACUUCACUCGAAGCAUAGACACCAGAUAUCGUAGGGUUAUGUUAGCUGCAAAUGAAGCCUUCAAUUCCCUUGAUAAUCUCAUCUCAGUAAAUGCUAUAACAUCCAGUUUUUGAUUGGUGUUGCAUGCAGUUUGCAUGCUAGGUUGAGAUGGACCAUCUUGCCUUUUUGUAAUUGUUAUAUGUUGACAUCAUUUAGGUAUUUUAAUCACUUUAAUCACUGUACAGUCAGAUAAGACAAUAGUCUGUUGCAGAAACCAAGAGAUGAUUUGAUUUGAUUAUGCUAUUUAACUGAUAUACGCCUGGUCUAAAUUUUGGAUAAUGCUGAAGGCCUCAUUGUUCACAGCAAGACUGGUUGCUGGUUUAUUAUUGUAAGCCAAUGUUGUAUGCCGUUUGCAUGGAGAACAGUAGUAGAGAUUGCUAUGUGGUUCAUUAGACAAUUCUGAUUGGCAGGGAUCUUUGGCCCAGCUGCCAGGCUGCUUGCUAAUUUACUUGUUAUGGGCUCUGGAAUUAUGGUGAGGGCCUUUGCUCAAGCAUACCGUCAGGCACUUGCAAAUGCUUCAAAAUCUGGUGUUGCCCAAGAAACAGUGCAGAAUAUUAGAAGAGGAAGUAAAAUGAUGGCUGAACCAGAGGCCAGGCAAGUUCUAGGCAUCACUGAGCAUUCAACAUGGGAGGAGAUCUUGCAGAAAUAUGACAAAUUGUUUGAGAAUAAUGCCAAAAAUGGGAGCUUUUAUCUGCAGUCAAAGGUUCAUAGAGCUAAAGAAUGCCUUGAAGAAGUAUAUCAAAAGAAAGCGGAGGGAAAUUCAUGAAUUAUUUAGACGUUGUCUGAUCUUGGCAUGAUCUUCAAUGUGCUGAUGCACCCCCCUGAAAUUCAUUUUAAUUUCAUAGAAUUAUCUGCUAUGAAGUUUUGUUUUUGACUUCCUUGAGUUGGUCUAAGAUCAAAUAGACAAUGAUCCAAUUUUUCAAUACAUCGUGUACACCAAAUGCCAUUUUGUCAACUUUAAUUGUAAUCUCACCAGUGCAAUAAAUUUCUGUGGACAUUGUGGUUUCUAUUUA